ACAGGAUGAUUGUGAGGCAAGCGAGGGAUGCCCACACGCAGUGUCGUGGGGGCAUUUGGAUCGAGGACUGGGAUGAAGCAGUCCUUGAUCACGGACAGUGCCACCAUCGUUACAAAGAACGAGGAGACACAACGGGCAGUCGACGAUUGGAUGACCGCCCACUGCAUCCCCUUCGACAUGAUGAAGAGUGAGGAGUGGGACAACAUGGUGAAGGCGUUGAUGAAUGCGCACGAGUCCUUCAAGUAUGUGAAAUACGAGAAGGCGAGGACUGCUCGUAUGGAGGUCACGAAGGGGAGGGUUGCAGCAAGGGUGGAGGAACUGCUGCGGCAGUGGCCUGUCACCAGUUGCUUGCUGCAACUGGACGGUUGGACUGAUCGCAGAGCAAGGCCUCACAUCAAUGUGAUGGUGUCCUUCCCGAAAGGCGCGAUCUUUUGGCGUAGUGUGUGCAUGAGCAAUCGGAGCAAGGGGGCUGUUGCAUAUUAUGAAAUACUGAAAAGGGCGAUCGAGGAGGUCGGGGAGGAUGUUGUUGUGGGGGUGGUCAUGGACAAUGCAGCAGUGUGCGCAGCGUCAGGCCGGAUGAUCGAGGCCGAGUUCCCUCACAUCUUCUCGAUUCCCUGCACGGCGCACAGCAUUGACCUCAUGCUGGAGGCAUUCACCAAGAUUGGUUGGGUCGAUGUGACGAUCAAGCGCGCAGUCGAGGUUGCCAAAUUCUUCACCAACCACAUGCGUGUGAGGGACCUGCUGCUCUCCAAAUGGAGCGGGGAAAUUGUGGCGAAACCGGGCGCAACCCAGUUCACCACAAAUUUUAUCGUGUUGAACAGUUUGCAACGCCUCUACCUGCCUAUUCGAUCUUGCUUGAUCGAUGAGGCGUGGAAGGAGAGUAUCGCCAACCCUGCACAGCGGCAUUUGUUCCAUGCAGCCAACGAGAUUGUCCUCGACAACGCGUUUUGGGCUGGUGUGCAGAAGGUGUUGGAGACCUCGAAGGGCCUGCUGAGUCUUUUGAAGUUCGUGGACGGGGAUGACCCCACGAUCAGCAAAAUAUAUGGCCGCAUGGACACCUUGGUGGAGAAUUUGAGAGAGAGCAAGACCUUCACGGAGGUGGAGAAGGAUGAGCUGGAGACCAUCAUCAUGCGACGAUGGAAUGUCAUGACAUCUCCGCUGCAUUGCGCAGCAAUGUUUUUGGAUCCCGAGUACAAAGCCAGCAAGCCGGAGCAAGAUCUUGAGGUCGCAGAUGGGUUUUGGACGUGGGUGUACGCUUGGUGCAAGCCAGUGAUGUACAAGGAGGUGGAUGAUGAGGUGAACAAUUGGAUGGAUGGCGUCGGCAAGUUCAGUGAGCUGCCCCACCUCCAAAGGCAAGCAAUCCGAUUGCUUGGCCAGGGUUCCUCCUCCUCCAGUUGUGAACGGAAUUGGAGCCUUUUCGAGCUCAUCCACUCCCGCCCGCGAAACAGGCUCGAAACGGUGAAGCUGAGCACCUUGGUGUACAACAGAUGGAAUCAACAUAUGUUGAAGAAGUUGACGAAGAAGCCCAAGACGGGAGAGGAUGAGCUUUUGUGGGAGGAGGAUUCGGACCUCGAGAAGAAGGAGGUCCAAGCGCAUGCGAACAUGCGUGUGGAGGAGUGGCGGAGAAUAGGAGAAGGGAAUGCGAUGAUGAGUCGGAGGAGAACGACAGGGGGGAGGAGGAGGAUGGCGAUGUCGCAGAUGCGGUCGAGGUGGAAUAAUGGAGAAGAAGGACAAAUGGUACGCACACGGAUCCAGGGCAGUCUCCGUGAGCUUGAGCGUGAGCUCAACGAUUCUUGGCGGAAAUCAACGAGGGCGUCCAAGUAUUUGGCUCGCCUUCAUUUGGGGGAGUUGCAGGAGGCUGUGAAGACCAUGAGUGAGGCACACACAGAAAAAUUUAUGGCUGCCCGGCCGAAGGCAUCAGCAUUGGCACCGAAACCGGCCAAACGUAAACCGGGGAGGCCACGAAAGGUUGUGGAGGAGGGGGCUCUAAUCGAGGAUGGUGGUGGUGCCAUUGAGAAUGGUGCGGAGGAGGAAUGUUGUGAGUCCCAAGAGCAGCCCGCCGGUGCUACACCCAAACCGGCGAAACGCAAGCCGGGGAGACCACGAAAGGUCGCGGAGGAGAAGACUGCUGCAAUGGAGGAGACUGCUGCAAUGGAGGAAACUGCUGCAAUGGAGGAUAGCGGCCGGACUGGUGAGAAUGGUGCGGAGGGCAAGGAGGGGGACGCCUUUGAUUCUGAAGAAGAGCCGCUUGCACGCAAGAAACGCAAACAAUCAGAGUCAACAGACUGAGGCGGGAUACUUGGGGGUUGGAGCGAGUGUGGAACUGACACUUGGGGGCUGGAGCGGGUGUGGAACUUUGCUCUAUGUGUGUGUGUGUCAUGUGUGCCGGUUCAAGAUUCCAAGUUUCAAACUUCGAGGUCGGAGAACUCGGGGUGUUAAUAAACUUAACAUUUCCAG
Messenger RNA from Chara braunii, 2457 nucleotides. The record is from the annotation of a GenBank genome assembly. Lineage: Eukaryota; Viridiplantae; Streptophyta; Charophyceae; Charales; Characeae.